This is a messenger RNA of Brassica oleracea var. oleracea, 612 nucleotides long. RefSeq lists its product as uncharacterized. The coding region runs from base 1 to 612 and encodes 203 amino acids. The transcript is spliced from 2 exons. Lineage: Eukaryota; Viridiplantae; Streptophyta; Magnoliopsida; Brassicales; Brassicaceae. The record is from RefSeq and is a predicted model, not a curated record.
AUGCGCCAUCAUCUCAUUGAAGGUCUUAAGGAUCAGUACAUGACGAUUGAGAAUCCAUUGGAUCUUUGGAAUGCUUUAAAGCACAGAUAUGAUCACCAAAAGAUGGUGUUGCUUCCAAAGGCAAGGCACGACUGGAUGCAUCUCAGAUUCAUGGACUUUAAGUCCGUGGAUGAGUAUAAUUCAGCCUUGUUCAAAAUCGUCUCAAUACUAAGGCUGUGUGGUGAAGAAGUGCGUGACAAUCAUAACGGUCGAGAUAACUACUCAACCGGCCGAAGAGGAAACCACAAUAACCGUGGUCGUGGUUCCAAUUACGGUCGGGGCCGAGGGAGUUAUGGCCGUGGACGAGGGGGCAUAUCCAAACCAUCUCACACGUCCAAGUCUUUAUGUCACAGAUGCGGGAUGGACAACCAUUGGGCCAAGAACUGCAGAACUCCGAAACACUUGUGCGAACUCUAUCAAGAGAGUCUCAAGAACAAGAACCCGGAGGCAAACAUGAUCCAAGAAAACGGUCAUGACGACAAAGGAUAUGGAUAUGAUGCUGAUGAUGAAUCCGACAGGGACAACAAAGAUGACCAAAUGGAUUUUGAGUCAUCCGACCGUCUAAAGGACUAG